GCGUAGCUGCACGACCAACUGCGCGCGCUGAGCGACCAGGUCGCGGCGGCGGUCGCUGGUCGCCACGCCUCGUUUCGCCGCCACAGGUGCACCUCCGCCCUCGUCGCUUGGGUGGGCCUUAUACACAAGACGUUUGCGCAAGCGUUUUCAAUGUCGUUUGCAGCGCGGGCGCAUGACCACGGCCGCUGUGGCCCCGGGCGCCCGCUAUCCAGCGCGCUGUGCUCGGCGCAGGGGUGUAUCGAGACGCUCAAGGACCUUUGCAACCUCUGCUUUGACGAGUUGACGCUGCCGGCGCUGACGUCGGCGUGCGGACGCUGCGCGACCAAGUGCUGCGACUCAUGCCUGUCGCGGUGGUACGCUGCCGUGCAGCCGGGCAAGAUGGUGCUCGCGUCCAACCUCGGGUGUCCGUUCUGCCGUCGGGCGCCCACGCUCGGUGUGCUCCGCAAGCACAACCGGCAAGCGUGCGCACUUGUCGCCUCCAAAUCAAUGACGUGGCGAGCGGAUAUGUACUAUGGCUGGUGCCUCGGCUGCUACAAGGUCAAGGAGCUGGUCGAGCGCACCUGCGCGGCCGAGCCGCCCCACGACGUCGCCACGUUCCGCUGCACCGAGUGUGUCACCGCCCAAUUGGCCGCCUCGGGUCCUGCGACGAUGGCGUGCCCCGGGUGCUCUGUCGAGACGGAGAAGACGGGCGGCUGCAACCACAUCACGUGCAACUGCGGCCAGCACUGGUGCUACGUGUGCGCCGCUGGCUUCGACUCGGCCGACGACGUCUACGCACACCUCUACGCGAUACACCGGGGCAUCUAUGAUUUUGACGACCACGAAUAGUCCACCGAGUCGAUGGAUAGCCGUAAAUGAAAAAUGAAAAAGGCAGGUUCCU
Messenger RNA from Saprolegnia parasitica CBS 223.65, 880 nucleotides. RefSeq lists its product as hypothetical. NCBI's taxonomy places the organism in Eukaryota, Oomycota, Saprolegniomycetes, Saprolegniales, Saprolegniaceae. The record is from RefSeq and is a predicted model, not a curated record. Bases 151 to 828 code for a protein of 225 amino acids. The transcript has 2 exons.